This is a messenger RNA of Abrus precatorius (Indian licorice), 1238 nucleotides long. RefSeq names its product aquaporin SIP1-2-like. NCBI's taxonomy places the organism in Eukaryota, Viridiplantae, Streptophyta, Magnoliopsida, Fabales, Fabaceae. Gene Ontology annotation, cellular component: membrane. Gene Ontology annotation, molecular function: water channel activity. The coding region runs from base 203 to 922 and encodes 239 amino acids. The transcript has a single exon. Gene Ontology annotation, biological process: transmembrane transport. The record is from RefSeq and is a predicted model, not a curated record.
CAGCUAUUGGGAAGGGUCACAAUGCUUUGUUGUCUCAUCACUCAAGAUAGAAUAUACUUCUUCACUGGCAUCCAUAGAAUCCUCUUCUCUUCACUUUCCUCUAAUUCUUAGCCAUUAACAUUAUAGCCAAAGUGAGUGUGAGUUCCAACUCUAAGCAACAGGGACAUAGAAAGCAAAAGUCCCUAGAAAAGGUAGAAAGGAUAUGGGGGUGAUAAGGGCUGCUAUUGGAGAUGCAAUUUUGACAUCAACAUGGGUUUUCAUUAUCUCAACUUUAAGGAUUGUUGUAACUGAGGUAGCUGUUUUCCUUGGUCUUCAACCACUUUCAGUUGCAGGCCUAAUGAUCACCACCAUCUUCAACUCCCUUUAUGUCCUCACCAUAGGCUUCAUUGGAAGAAUAUUGGGUGGUGCUAGCUUUAACCCUUCGACCACUGUUUCCUUCUACACUGUAGGGCUAAGGCCUGAUUCAUCUCUUGCAUCCAUGGCUGUAAGAUUUCCUGCUCAAGCUGUUGGUGGGGUUGUUGGUGCCAAGACUCUCCUAUUAGUGAUGCCAACCCACUACAAGCACAUGCUGAAAGGGCCUUUCUUGAAGGUAGACUUGCAUACAGGUGCUAUAGCUGAGGGUGUUUUAACUUUUACUCAUAGCUUGGCUAUACUUUUUAUCAUGCUUAGGGGUCCUAAAAACCCAUUUCUUAAGGUGUAUUUGCUUUCUGUGGCUACUGUGGCUUUGGUUAUUCCGGGUUCUGGGUUCACUGGUCCUUCUAUGAACCCAGCUAAUGCCUUUGGAUGGGCCUAUACAAACAACAAGCACAACACUUGGGAGCAUUUUUAUGUCUAUUGGAUAUGUCCUUUUAUAGGGGCUGCUUCAGCUGCUUUGAUUUACCGGUUUCUAUUUAUGUCAUCAACCAAGCAAAAGAAAGCUUGAACUAGUUAAGCUUCUGCAUGUUAAUCAAUGUAACAAAAAUCUUGCCUUUCCUUGUAAGAGUAGGGAAAUUUCAGAAUUUAUUUUGAAUGCUAACCUUUUUAGGAGUAUGGAUGGUAUAAGGGUGUGCUUGGUAGGAGAGGUAAAUGGAGAUAAUGGAUGGGGAAAGUGGGACUAGUGAUUCAUGUAGACUUGAUUUAUGUGUUGAUGAAUUGCUUGAUUUUGUGGAUGUGUAUAUUUACAAAUAUUAACUGCAGGGCAGCUUUAUUUUUGUGCAAUUGUGAAUGUUCUUCCAUAUAGAAUCUAAUAGUUGUGAGAU